Messenger RNA from Yarrowia lipolytica CLIB122, 1443 nucleotides. RefSeq lists its product as uncharacterized. The record is from RefSeq and is a predicted model, not a curated record. Gene Ontology annotation, molecular function: ATP binding; nucleic acid binding; RNA helicase activity. NCBI's taxonomy places the organism in Eukaryota, Fungi, Ascomycota, Dipodascomycetes, Dipodascales.
AUGGCCAAGGCGACGGAAAAACGAGUGAAGCGAGCAAAGAAGGAGGAGAGCGGGUCCGAGUCCGAGGACAACGAUGCCAUCGCGCAGGAAAUCCUCGACACCACCAAGUCCGACAACGAGGAAGAAGAGCCCAAGAAGAGCUCCAAGAACUACACCUCGGUGGAGGUGGAUGAGAGUGAGGAGCAAACCAAGACCUUCAAGGAUCUGGGCGUGAUUGACUCCAUCUGUGAGACCUGCGAGGAGCUCAAAUUCACCAAACCCACACCCAUUCAGGCCCAGAGUAUCCCGUACGCCCUCGAGGGACGAGACAUCAUCGGUUUGGCCCAGACUGGUUCCGGUAAGACGGCCGCCUUUGCCAUCCCCGUUCUGCAGAGUCUGUACGAGAACCCCCAGCCGCUGUACUGUGUGGUGCUAGCCCCCACUCGAGAGCUGGCGUACCAGAUCAGCGAGACGUUUGAGGCGUUGGGCUCUGCCAUGGGUCUGCGAACCGCUGUGGUUGUGGGAGGUAUGAACAUGAUGACACAGGCGGUGGCGCUGUCCAAGAAGCCUCAUGUGAUUGUCGCAACCCCUGGACGUCUGGUGGACCAUCUGGAGAACACAAAGGGAUUUUCGCUGCGAACCCUCAAGUUCCUGGUCAUGGACGAAGCCGACCGACUGUUGGAUAUGGAGUUUGGACCUUCUCUGGACAAGAUUCUCAAGGUCAUCCCCCGACAACGAAACACAUAUCUCUUCUCUGCCACCAUGACCUCCAAGGUCGAGAAGCUGCAGCGAGCCUCUCUGGUGGACCCUGUCCGAGUGGCCGUUUCCACAAAGUACCAGACUGCAGACAACCUGUUGCAGUACAUGGUCUUCUGUCCCUUCAAGCACAAGGACACACAUCUGGUCUACCUCGUGUCCGAGAACGCGGGCAACUCGAUGAUUAUCUUUGCCCGAACCAAGUCCGACACCCAGCGAAUUUCUCUGCUGCUGCGAAACCUUGGAUACGGCGCUAUUCCUCUGCAUGGAGAUCUGAGUCAGACCGCGCGACUUGGAGCUCUCAACAAGUUCAAAAGUGGAUCUCGAAACAUUCUGAUCGCCACCGACGUUGCCUCUCGAGGUCUUGAUAUCCCCGCCGUGGACCUGGUCAUCAACUACGACAUCCCCAGCGACUCCAAGUCGUAUAUCCAUCGAGUUGGACGAACUGCCCGAGCUGGUCGGGCCGGCAAAUCUGUGGCUCUGGUUUCGCAGUACGAUCUCGAGCUUUAUCUGCGAAUCGAGGGCGCUCUAGGCAAGAAGCUGGACUCGUAUCCUCUGGAGUCCGAGGCUGUCAUGCUCUUUUCUGAGCGAGUGGCCGAGGCUUCUCGAGCUGCCAUUCAGGAGAUGAAGGGCGAGGAUGGAACUAAGAAGCGAAGCAAGUUUGACAAGAAGAGACGACGAGACGAGAUGGACAUUGGAGAGCAGUAG